Parnassius mnemosyne (clouded apollo) is the source of this 2673-nucleotide messenger RNA. The record is from the annotation of a GenBank genome assembly. NCBI's taxonomy places the organism in Eukaryota, Metazoa, Arthropoda, Insecta, Lepidoptera, Papilionidae.
AUGCGGUGGUUCAGGAAGGGAGAGCCGCCGCGGCUGCUAGCCGUGUCGCCCGACACCGAAACACGUUCACCUCGUAGAUCCAGAAUUGAUAUGUCCCCAGUGCGCUAUUCAAAUCGAAAAAGUAGCAGCAGCUCGGUGGAAACAAAUUUCUACAAUCUAAGUGAUCAGAUAAUUAUUGUAGAAAAAUCUCCUCAUUUAUGUCGUGAACGAGAAACACCAGUGGCAAGGCGCGUGUCGUUACAAAAUAGCCCCACCUCACCACAAGAAAAUUACAACGCUUGUCGCAAAAGCCGUGGAGGCUCCUUAGAAAAAGAAUAUAUGGUUUACCGAGAAAGGCGUAAUCCACUUCUUGAUAAAGUGAAAAAUACUAAAUUAUCAUGUUUUAAAUCGAAUGGUCCUUUGCGAAAUGGUGACGAUACCGCAUCGACUUCAGGUAGCGAUUGCAGUGGCAUGGGACAUGUAGAGGAGGUUACUCUCAGUCGAUAUACUAGCAACUAUCCAGAAACUCACAAUGAGUUUGAAAAUCAUAACCCUUGGGUUAAAAUGCCAAAUUACGAUGACGAUGUUUUUUACGCCAAAAGUUUAACUAGUCCUGAUGAAUAUAAAUGGAGAGAAAGUAAGACAUUUAGUAACAGAGGCACUAGAUGUUAUAGUUCAGGUUCUGAGUGUGAUCGAUACCAUGCUAUACCUAAAGCAGGAGCAAAGCUUUCCAAAUCUAGUGACCAAAUCUUUAAUGAUAAUUACGAACCUUAUGAGGAUAAUUUAUCAAUAACACUUAAAUCUAAUAAAAAGACUGAUAAGCAUAAGACUAAGAAUGACAAAGAUACUAUUGGACCUAGUUCUUGUUUGUCAGCUAAAUUACGAGCGAUGUCAGAUAGAUAUUUAAAAUCAUCUACAAACAGGUUUUUAUCAAAGUUGUAUAAGCAAAACGGGGAAGAGGAGGAGGCAGUGAACAGCUAUAGUGAUAAUGUAAUAAAAUCAACCAGUACAGUAAGCAAAAGUCGAAAGAGAAGAGGUGGUGUUAAAGCAAAACUGCGCAGUUUCUCAUAUGGAGCUUUACCUGGUUUAGAUGAAUUCCAAAAGGGCCAAAGUGCGGUAUUUCACAACGAUAUUUAUCAUGUCUCAUGUGACGACGAGAACGUUCUCAUACAAGAUUGUGAAGACACCGAUUCUGGUAUCUUAGUAAAUGAAUCAGCAGCUUCAUCUAUUUUUGAUAGUGAUAGAAUAUCUUCCCGGUGUGAAAGUUCUGCUUCUCAUUCAAAUCCUCAAGUUACUUGUCACGGAAGAAGUGUUUCUGGAGACCAAACAUAUACAAAACCAAGAAUUUCAGGAAGAAGAAGCAGAGAAAGAAAUGAUUGUGUAAAGUCAAAAUCUCGUCACAAUCAGAGAGCGUUAUCAUUGGAUCGUAAAGAAAUACUUCGACGUAUGCCUAAAAAUAAUAAUGAUUAUUGUGAACCGCAGUACUUACAAUUAACAGAAAAACAAAAAAUGAGACAAAGAGAUGCUAGUCGUGGAGAUGCUGGUAUCCCGCCUAUUCCACCUUGUCGUAAACAAAGUAAAGGAAAUUCUGACAAAGUACAACCAGAGUUUAAAGUAGUCAGGAUAAUAAGAAGAAAUCCUAAUGAUGAACUGGGAAUAUUUAUAGCCAAAACUAAACUAUCUGAUGAAGGUCACGUAGGAUAUUUGGUUGCCCAUGUUGUGCCAGGAGGACUUGCAGCAAAAGAGGGAACACUGCGAAUAGGUGAUGAGCUUCUAAAUGUAAAUGGACGUAGACUUCGUGAUCUGACCAUGCCCGAAGCCAAAGAAGCUUUAAGGUCAGGGGCAUCUGAAAUAGAUAUUGUUAUAUGUAGACAACGUGAAAAAUCUGUGGAAAUAAGACAAAGAGACUCAACGCAAAAAAGCAAUAUCUUUAUGCGGGAGAGUUCGGUAGAUUACGAAAACGCUAUUAUUUUAGGGAAGGAAAGAAGUGUCGAUAAAUAUGACGUCAGAAGAGACCGACGGCAACUACAGGACGAAUCCAUGUGUAAUCGCGACGCGCUAUCAGCUGCGGACGACGCGGGCGACAGUACAAUGAACACGCACUCACAUUUCCUGAAGGGACAGAACGCGAGCUACAGCAGUAUGAAUAACAAAUUACUGCGACGGCAAGUUGUGAGCUACGGUGGUACGAAUAAAGACGGCCUUACACUUAGUUGCGCCAGCGAUGUAGUCGACGUGGAUACGCCAGAUGGUGCAACAGAUCGGACUGCAGAUAAACAUGACGAUGAAAGUGACAUACAAACACCGAAUGCAGCGAAUUUUUGCACGCUCCCUAGACGACCACGUGCACCGACGCACACGUACCAUACAAUAACAUUUGAAAAAGGACACGGGAAGAAACCACUUGGCUUCACUAUUGUGGGGGGACGUGAUUCUCCACGAGGGCCUCUCGGUAUUUUCAUCAAGAGCAUUCUUCCCCAGGGCCAGGCUGUCGAAGAUGGCAGAUUAAAAGCAGGUGAUGAAGUGCUAGCAGUAAAUGGUCAGGCUUGCCACGAGCUGGCGCAUAUUGAAGCGUUGGCGCUGUUUAAAGCAGUUCGGAGUGGUCCUAUUGAACUCAGAGUCUGUAGGAGAAUCAAGAGUGCACAAUCAACCAAAGCAAAAUCUUGUACAGAUUUACUAAAUGACGACGACUGA